UCUUCUGUGAUGUAGGUCCCGGUCUUUGACACCAGACUCACACCUUACGCACGGUGGACGAUCUAUAUAUAAACGACUGUUGCUGACCAUUUCAAACCACAGUUGACCAACGUUCUCGGUGCAGCUUGUUGAUCGAUUAAACAUGGCAAAGGUUAACAUGAACACGCUGAAAUGUUUUCUGCUUUUCGGAUUGGUGCUGGUCCAUGGCACUGAUGCUACCAAAGGAAAGGGAAGAGGUGGCGGCGGCUACGGUAUGAGCUAUGGAGGAGGAGGUGGAUAUGGUGGCGGAGGACAUGGAGGAGGAGGGGGAUACGGUGGCGGAGGACAUGGUGGUGGCGGGUAUGGCGCUGCACCUCCACAAAUCAUCUACAUUCCUGCUCCUCAACCAGUUUAUAUUCCCGCUCCUCAGCCGAUCCAUCACGCUCCUCCUCCGCCUAGACCGGCUCCUGUUCCUUCUUACGGUGGAGGUGGGGGCCAUAGAGCUCCAUCAGGAGGAUCAGGAGGCGCACCAGUUCACGUUCAUGUUCAUUCUGCUCCUGUUCAUCAAUCGGCUCCUUCUUACGGUGGAGGCGCUGGAUACGGUGGAGCGUCCGGAGGCGGUCAUUCCAGCGGUGGAUAUGGUGGGGCGUCCGGAGGCGGUCAUUCCAGCGGCGGAUAUGGUGGGGCAUCCGGAGGCGGUCAUUCCAGCGGCGGAUAUGGUGGGGCGUCCGGAGGCGGUCAUUCCAGCGGCGGGUACGGUGGGGCAUCCGGAGGCGGUCAUUCCAGCGGCGGAUAUGGUGGGGCGUCCGGAGGCGGUCAUUCCAGCGGCGGGUACGGUGGGGCAUCCGGAGGCGGUCAUUCCAGCGGCGGAUAUGGUGGGGCGUCCGGAGGCGGUCAUUCCAGCGGCGGAUAUGGUGGGGCGUCCGGAGGCGGUCAUUCCAGCGGCGGAUAUGGUGGGGCAUCCGGAGGCGGUCAUUCCAGCGGCGGAUAUGGUGGGGCGUCCGGAGGCGGUCAUUCCAGCGGCGGAUACGGGGGAGCGUCAGGAGCUGGAUAUGCUUCUGCUCCAUCUUUCCAGCUGCCUCCAGUUUCCUCUUAUGGUCCUCCUCCUCCUCAAGUAGGAGGUUAUUAACUCCGCCGUUUUCCCUUUACAAAUCCUGAAUAAUCUCAGAAUAUUUGUCAUCCAUUGCUUGAAUAAUUUCAUCGGUCCUCAUAUAUUUCUUAAACUAUUUUCACUAUCGUCUUUAUCUUUACAGAUUUUGAGAAGUAUUCUUCAUUACCGAUUUCUCAAGUGUUCCUAAUAAACCAACUUUAAUAUUUACUAUAAUUCCGAAUAAACAUUUCUGUGUAUAGUAGA
Messenger RNA from Daphnia pulicaria, 1333 nucleotides. RefSeq names its product glycine-rich protein DOT1-like. The transcript is spliced from 4 exons. Lineage: Eukaryota; Metazoa; Arthropoda; Branchiopoda; Diplostraca; Daphniidae. The record is from RefSeq and is a predicted model, not a curated record. Bases 143 to 1108 code for a protein of 321 amino acids.